AUGCUGUCCCUUCGCCAUGUUUGGGUCAUCGUCACUGAUGUUACCAACUCGCUAUUCGGAUCACCCUUUCUCAGCCAGGGCCUCCAAUACCCCAUAGGAGGCAAGUUUGGCGCGUCUCGCCCUAGCAUAGAAGCUGUCAAACCCGGAACCCCCAUCUUCAGGCCUCCCGGCAGCAAUAUCGAUGAUUUCUGGUGCGACUAUUCCAAAAGUAUGCCUGGCUUCGAGCCUUGCGCAACACCUGAGGACCCCGGCUGUUGGCUGCGCAAUCCUCAAACAGGGGAAGAAUACAACAUCACGACUGACUACGAGAAUAUUACUCAAACACCCGUAGGAGUCCCGCGCGUGUAUUAUCUCGACGUGACCGACGGCUCUGUCAACGCUAAUGGACUGGACUUUGGCCAAGGCAAGCUUUUCAACGGGUCCUUCCCUGGACCGCUCAUUGAGGCCUGCUGGGGUGACACCGUGGAAAUCCAUGUGCGCAACUCUCUCGCUUACAACGGAACCAGUAUUCACUGGCACGGUCUUCGGCAGUGGCAGACGAUGCAUAUGGAUGGUGUCAAUGGUAUCACGCAGUGCCCAAUUGCCCCAGGGUCUGAGUUUGUCUAUCGAUGGAACGCAACCCAGUAUGGUACCUCGUGGUAUCACAGCCACUACUCCGUGCAGUACGCUGAUGGACUACAAGCACCUAUCAAGACUAUACAUGGACCAACUUCUUAUGCAUAUGACGUUGCAAUCGAGCCGAUCACAAUCACCGAUUGGGCCAACAACAGUGCCUUUCAAAACAUCUACAAAGACCCAGACACAAUGGAUAUUCUCCUGGGUGGAGUCGGCAACAUAAAUCGAUUUACGGGGGGCGCGAUCGAAAACACCGAAGACAUUCCACCUGGCUUUGAGAUAAUUUUCGACGACACCGAUCCUAACCCUGCAACUGGUGCAACGCGCUAUCUCCUUCGCUUAAUCAAUACGGCCUUUGACAACGCCUUUGUUUUUUCGAUUGAUAAUCAUUGGCUGACAGUUGUGGAGGCCGACUUCGUCCCCGUCAAGCCUUUCGUGACCACCUCAAUCUUCCUCGCAAUCGGCCAGAGAUAUAACGUCAUCGUCGAGGCAGUGCCGGAGCCAGACAGUUCGAACGACCCUUAUAACCCUGUUCCAGAGGACCGCAACUUCUGGAUUCGGACAUAUGGCAUGGAUGGAUCUUCACUUUUCAAAUUCUUUCAACCACAGCCACCAACAGACCGCCCUGUGGAUAUGCAGAAUUACAUGAAGACUGGUAUUCUCCGCUAUGACAAAACCAGCACGGCUGAUCCCACGUCCACUCCGUGGAAAGUCGAUCUCACCCAGUCCGACAAGUCCAUCAAUGAUCAGUUACAGCCCAUGCUCCCGUGGCAGGUGACCAAAGCGGCAAACGGAAACGGAAACGGAGAGGUAUUUGGCGUCGUGAAUUUGACUUCUGGGCAAUACGCCACGUCCUUCCUUGCCUUCGAGCGGCCCGGCGACAAGGCUGUGACACCAUUCCAAACGACAUACGGCAACCCGACCUUCUUGAAUUUAGACAAUGUUGGGGAUGAGUGGCCGGUGGGUUGGGUUGUUGUGCCGGAAAACUACACAGACACAGACUUUGUAUACCUGGUUAUCAACCAACCAGCUUUUGGACCGCAUCCAAUCCACCUUCACGGCCACGACUUCGCCAUCGUUGAACAAAACGACACUGCUGGCUUCAACGCUAGCAGCUUCUAUCCUAAUACAACCAACGUCAACUUUCCCCGCCGUGAUGUGGUGUCGGUUCCGACAGACGGACACGUUGUCAUUGCUUUCAAGGCCGAUAACCCCGGCGUGUGGUUAAUGCAUUGCCACAUCGCGUUACACGCCUCUGGCGGCCUAUCUUUGCAGAUUCUUGAGCGGCAGGGAGCAGCCAACGUGAUUUGGCCUGCAGGAAACUCCACCGCCCUUGACACAGCCCAUUCGCUUUGCGCCAGCUGGAACAGCUGGGCAUAUGACUGCAGGAACAUGUGGCCAGGAAACACGAACACAACGGACGACCCAUACUAUCCUUCCUGCGUCGACUCUACCAACCUUCAGAACGAUUCGGGUGUGUAA
Molecule: messenger RNA, 2097 nt
Organism: Colletotrichum siamense
Lineage: Eukaryota; Fungi; Ascomycota; Sordariomycetes; Glomerellales; Glomerellaceae
Product: Laccase
Exons: 5
Coding region: 1-2097 (698 amino acids)
Molecular function (GO): oxidoreductase activity; copper ion binding
Source: RefSeq, a predicted model, not a curated record